Psammomys obesus (fat sand rat) is the source of this 1521-nucleotide messenger RNA. It is a transcript of the gene Rbx1, whose product is annotated as ring-box 1. The record is from RefSeq and is a predicted model, not a curated record. Gene Ontology annotation, molecular function: zinc ion binding; cullin family protein binding; ubiquitin protein ligase activity. Gene Ontology annotation, biological process: protein ubiquitination; ubiquitin-dependent protein catabolic process. The coding region runs from base 48 to 374 and encodes 108 amino acids. The transcript is spliced from 5 exons. NCBI's taxonomy places the organism in Eukaryota, Metazoa, Chordata, Mammalia, Rodentia, Muridae. Gene Ontology annotation, cellular component: nucleus; cullin-RING ubiquitin ligase complex.
CCGAUGCGCAGGCGCAGUGUCCCGGCGGCGGACACUGUGUUUCCAAAAUGGCGGCGGCGAUGGAUGUGGAUACCCCCAGCGGCACCAACAGCGGCGCGGGCAAGAAGCGCUUCGAAGUGAAAAAGUGGAAUGCCGUAGCCCUCUGGGCCUGGGAUAUUGUGGUUGAUAAUUGUGCCAUCUGCAGGAACCACAUUAUGGAUCUUUGCAUCGAAUGUCAGGCCAACCAGGCGUCCGCUACUUCGGAAGAGUGCACGGUUGCGUGGGGCGUCUGUAACCAUGCUUUUCAUUUCCACUGCAUCUCUCGAUGGCUCAAAACGAGGCAGGUGUGUCCACUGGACAACAGAGAGUGGGAAUUCCAAAAGUAUGGACAUUAGGAAAGAUUCUCCCAUAAAGCUUAUCCGUUUGUUACUCCUUUAGUGACUUGCCUUCCCGUUAACUAUAAAUUAGAUAGAGCCAUGGUUUUUGUUUCUGUUUUGUUUUUCCUUUCCUUUGUCUUUGGAGUUUGCUGUUCCCGCAGCCAUAUUGCAUUUUGUGUCAAAUAAAGUCAUUAAGUUGGAGAAUGGUUGCUGUCUUAUGUAUGUGGAGUGAUCUGAGAAGCAGCCUCUUCAAAGCCAGAAAACCAACCUGGAAAAGUACACUGUUGCUCAGCAGAACAGAGCUGUCCUGCAACUACAUCAUCACAAGGUCACAAGGAACCUGUCAAAGUGUGGGUCGCUAGCACCCGGAAACACCUCAGGCUCUGUCUUCCUUCUGAGAUAGCACCAGGCAGCUGAAUGAGGAAGGACGUGGCAGCCCUGGAUCAGCCAGGUCGGCUCUGGGCUUCUCUCACGAGGGAGUCCAAGAACAAGUUAAUGGUAUCACAUGGGCACAGAAAAGCUUGGGAAGCUCCAACACUGCAGCUCGGGGCUGGUUGUGCAUGACAUGUGGCAUUCUCCAGAACAAAGCUUUACAAACAUCCUACUGUGUAACUUUGCCUGGCACUAGAGUAAUCUUAAGAAUUGAUGUUUGGACAGUUUGAAUAUAUAUGCCUGUAAUCCCAGGUACUUGGGAAUCAGUUAGAAGGAUUCCCUGAGUCCAGGAGACCUUGUUUCUAAAACAGAAAUUUCAGUUUGGGGCUGAGGGCUAUAGCUCAGCGCAGGGUUCAGUUGCUGGCAUAACUAAGGAGAACAAUUCAGAUUGAGUUAACAAGCACUCGGGUCUCCUUUAAACAUGCUGGCCAUGGGAGGACUUGCCAUGCUGGUGCUGAGGCAGUGCCUGCAGCCUCUUCUGAGAAGCUUCUGUUGCUGUGGUUUUCAUGUGGCUAAUGGUUCUUCAGAGGUCCCGACAUCCUUCCCUCCUCCAGCGCAAUUGCAGGUGAAAGGAAGUCACUUACUUCCAGUCAAAGCAGUGGUCAGAUGUCGAAGAUCUGAGACUCCCAACUGUCUUCUGUUAGGCAGAAAAAAAUUGCCAAAAAUGUGAAACAAAUGCUGUGGUUUUUGUUGUUUUCAAAGUUAAUUUUAAUAAAGAUAUGUUAAUAUAUGA